Messenger RNA from Talaromyces stipitatus ATCC 10500, 1002 nucleotides. RefSeq lists its product as uncharacterized. Lineage: Eukaryota; Fungi; Ascomycota; Eurotiomycetes; Eurotiales; Trichocomaceae. The transcript has 2 exons. The coding region runs from base 1 to 1002 and encodes 333 amino acids. The record is from RefSeq and is a predicted model, not a curated record.
AUGGCUCAUCAAGAAGAUUCUUCCUCUGGUCUAUCGCAUACUGCCAGAAGACGCAGCGGCAUACCUCGCGGGUUUGAUAAUCUUCUCCAUCCUACGGGGCAAACAGUACAUUCCGCAGGAAGGACAUCGGCAACUACUUCUCCUACAGCAUCAAGACAACCUUCAUCUAGGUUACGACUACAUAUUCGCCAACAGCCUGUUGCAACUAGAGCAUGCUCAGCAGGCGAGAAGGAUCGUCGUACCAUAGAUCCACCACCUAUCUUGCAACUACUCUUGGCAGAUUUCAAUCCAGGAUCAGAAGCAGAUCUGGCUAUCCUACAGAAUUCGCGGUUUACAGUAGGCUGUCUGUUGUAUCUUGUGAAAAAGUCAAGUUCUGGCGGGGAAGAUGAGCUCAUUCACCAUUCUCGAAUUCCAGAAUCUCCCACUGGACACCGACGUGACGAAAGGAGUAAAGCUCGCAGUACCUACCAGUUCGACUCGAGGACUACCACUACUAGAAGUCAUGUCAAUGAGAAAUCGAAUCCCUCAGAUGAGCGUUAUGUGCAGAUAUUAUCUGGGAAAACCUAUGUAUCGCCCUUCCAUGUGCCAUACGACCCUGAUCCUGAAACCGCACCGAAUCAUCCUUCCUCUCACUCUCACCAAGCGCAAACAUAUCAUCAUCAUCACCGCCGCCACAACGUGAUAGAAUCACCUAAUCCCCCAGCAACAUUCUUCGUGUUCGCCGACCUUUCCAUCCGCACUUCAGGCACUUACCGUCUAAAAUUCCGUUUAAUGGACUGGGGCCUAGCCGCUGAAACCGGCGUACCCCAACCCAUCUUGGCUGAAUGCCUCUCAGACGCCUUUGAAGUAUUUUCGUCUAAAGAAUUCCCCGGUCUGAUGGCUUCGUCUGCUUUGACUUGGAAUUUGAGGAAGAUGGGGAUGAUGGAGUUGAAGCCGAGGGAUGGGAAGGGAAAAGGGGUUGCGAAGAAAGGGAAGAGGAGGGUUGAUGGUGGCGAUCAAUAG